This is a messenger RNA of Callorhinchus milii (elephant shark), 2109 nucleotides long. Its product is annotated as complement C1q-like protein 3. Gene Ontology annotation, molecular function: protein binding. The coding region runs from base 4 to 801 and encodes 265 amino acids. The transcript has 2 exons. Lineage: Eukaryota; Metazoa; Chordata; Chondrichthyes; Chimaeriformes; Callorhinchidae. The record is from RefSeq and is a predicted model, not a curated record.
GUGAUGGUGCUGGUGCUGGUCAUCCUGAUCCCGGUGCUGGUCAGCUCCGCCGGCACCUCGGCUCACUACGAGAUGCUCGGCACCUGCCGGAUGGUGUGCGACCCGUACGGCACCAAAGCCACCGCGGGGGCGGCGGGGGCGGCGGGGGCGGGGGCGGGGGGGGCGGCCGAGACGGUCAGGGACCACACCCUCCUGCCUCUGCCCACCUUCAUCCAGGGACCCAAAGGCGAGCCGGGGAGGUCGGGCAAAGCCGGGCCGAGGGGCUCCACCGGGGACCCGGGACCGCCCGGGCCGAUGGGGCCACCCGGGGCCAAGGGGGCGCCGGGCCGGGCCGGGCUGCCCGGGCUCCCGGGACCCCCCGGACCCAACGCCGGAGCCAUCAGCGCCGCCACCUACAGCACCGUCCCCAAGAUCGCCUUCUACGCCGGACUCCGGCGGCCGCACGAGGGCUACGAGACGCUCAAGUUCGACGACGUGGUCACCAACCUCGGGAACCACUACGACCCCACCACCGGCAAGUUCACCUGCUCCAUCCCCGGCAUCUACUUCUUCACCUAUCAUGUGCUGAUGCGGGGGGGGGACGGGGCGAGCAUGUGGGCGGACCUCUGCAAAAACGGCCAGGUCCGAGCCAGUGCCAUUGCCCAGGACGCUGACCAGAACUACGACUACGCCAGUAACAGUGUGGUGCUGCACCUGGACGCCGGCGAUGAGGUCUACGUGAAAUUGGAUGGAGGCAAAGCACACGGCGGAAACAACAACAAGUACAGCACCUUCUCUGGAUUUAUAAUCUACGCGGACUGAGGGAGAAAUGGGAGGGAAAAGAAAAACGAAUCACAACACACACAAAAAAAAACCUCCUACUUGCUCCUGUGUGCAGGACAGCUGGAUUCCCCAUGGCCGAGGAAGAUCAUUGCAAAAACCAAAUGGACAGUCACCAGAUGUGCAUCUUACUUCUGGAUACAACCAGCCGCGCGUGUGUAUGUGUGUGUGUGUGUGUUUUUUUAAUAUAAAAAAAAACUGUUUAAAACAUGUCUGCACACUUCGAAAAAAGACUACGUCCAGUGUUAUAUAGGCUCAGUUUGGGUUAGUCUGACUUUUACACCCCAAAGCAAUUUCUCCUUGUUAGCCUUGUGUUUUGUGAGAGGAAUCUGUCCAGAGCUGAGCAACAGAAUGGCCAGUUUUUUCUUUAAAACCUCCAGAUUACGUGGGAAAAAAAAAAUAGGAUUUUCAAAAAUGUUUCUCAUUCUCAGAUGCUUUGAUGUAUGAGCUCACAGCUAUAUCCAUGCAGCAUCGUUUUGGUUGUCGUGCUUAGCAAUUUCUCUGCUUUGGGAGAACGUUUCCACAUUAAUCGCUGUGGUGAGCAAUGAUUUUCUAACACUUAAUAAAAUAAUAGUAUUGUCAACAAGUAUGCUGCUCCUUUUAACAGGAAAAAAAAAAUGGUUAUUGUUUGCCUUAUACCGGUGCAAUUCUUUCAUUUAAAAUUGCCAAUCGAUGUAAAGAAUAAAUGUGUCUGCAAUAUACAAUAUACAGCAUCCUGAUUGCUGUGGCAUGAAUUGCAAGCUCGUUGUAUUGUACAUAUGCAAUAAGGUGCCAGUGGUUAUAUAUAAAGAGUAAAUGGCUGGUCUUACAAAUAAUGUACGUUGUACCUUUCAGUAUUCAGCGUUUUUCUUCCAUGCAGUAGGUAAGAGGCGCUUGGACACGUAUUUUUUUUUAAAAUCGUUGCCAGAUUGAGCAGAGUACAAACUGCAACUUUUACUAUCUCAGCCCAAUCGCAGCUAUUUUGCGGGAGAGAGCCCAUAAAGUGGAGCUCCGGAACAGGGAUUAAAUAAAUGCUUCCGAAUUGGGGGACCCGAGAUUCAGUUUGAUAACUGGGGGGUGGGGGGGAAAAAAAUGACUGGAGACGUACUGUUUUCCAGUUUCCCUUUCGAAUUUGAGUUUAAGAAGAAUAAAACUUUUUUUAAAAAAAGAUUAAAGACGGUGCAGUGUGAGGGAGAUACUGUGUAACCUGUUCUUAUCUUUGUUUAAAUUCACCAUUAUAAAGCAGUUGCUGAUUUUGGCCCGGAUUAUUGUUAUACAAUAUUGCUGUUCAUUAAAGAAGGAUACAACACC